Molecule: messenger RNA, 1414 nt
Organism: Pectinophora gossypiella (pink bollworm)
Lineage: Eukaryota; Metazoa; Arthropoda; Insecta; Lepidoptera; Gelechiidae
Gene: CSN4
Product: COP9 signalosome complex subunit 4
Exons: 9
Coding region: 91-1362 (423 amino acids)
Cellular component (GO): cytosol; COP9 signalosome
Source: RefSeq, a predicted model, not a curated record
UUCUUAAAAAGUAAAAAAAAAAUGUCCGACUGUCAAUUUUGUUCGGCAAAUAUAUCAUAACAUUAUUGGUAUUUAAAAAAUAAACAUUUUAUGCAAUUAAAUAUGCCUCUCAAUCUACAAGGAGUAAGGCAGUACCUUAGUGAACUUAGAAAUUCUGGCGGACUUCACAAAGAUCAGGCAGAAAAGUACCGCAAUGUUCUCAUGGAAAUUUUGAAGAACCCUGAGGGAGAAUUAGCCGAAUGUCUGAAAGCUUUUGUGGAAGCAAUUGUGAACGAGAAUGUAAGCCUGGUUAUAUCUCGACAACUACUCACGGAUGUCAGCACACACUUGGCUCUGCUGGCUGAUAAUGUUUCACAGGAAGUUUCCCAUUUUGCUUUAGAUGUUAUACAACCAAGAGUGAUAUCUUUUGAAGAACAGGUGGCCAGCAUCAGACAGCACUUGGCAGAUAUUUAUGAACGUAACCAAAACUGGAAGGAAGCUGCCAAUGUGCUGGUGGGGAUCCCUCUGGAGACUGGUCAAAAACAAUACUCAGUGGACUACAAAUUAGAAACAUACUUGAAGAUAGCUAGACUGUACCUAGAGGUGGAUGACCCCGUGCAGGCAGAGGCCUUCGUCAACAGAGCCUCCCUGUUGCAAGCGGAGACCACCAAUGAACAGCUGCAGAUCUACUACAAAGUGUGCUAUGCUAGGGUUUUAGAUUAUAGGAGAAAAUUCAUCGAAGCCGCUCAAAGAUACAAUGAGCUCUCUUACAGAAAUAUUAUACAUGAAGAUGAAAGGAUGACUUGCUUGAGGAAUGCUCUUAUAUGUACUGUGCUAGCAUCUGCAGGUCAACAAAGAUCGCGAAUGUUAGCUACUUUAUUCAAAGAUGAGCGCUGUCAGCAGCUACCAGCAUAUUCAAUUCUAGAAAAGAUGUACUUAGACAGAAUAAUUCGUCGCUCAGAGCUGCACGAGUUUGAAGCACUCAUGCAGACUCACCAGAAGGUGUGGAACAUCAGAAAUCAUUUAUUUAACGCGACGACAUCAGACGGGACCACGAUACUGGACCGCGCCGUGUUCGAGCACAACCUGCUGUCGGCGAGCAAGCUGUACAACAACAUCACAUUCGAGGAGCUCGGCGCGCUCCUGGAGACUCCGCCCGCGAAGGCCGAGCGCAUCGCCAGCCACAUGAUCAGCGAGGGCCGCAUGAACGGGUACAUCGAUCAGAUCAGCUCCGUCGUGCAUUUCGAAACACGCGAGAUCCUACCGCAGUGGGACAAGCAGAUCCAGUCGCUAUGCUACCAGGUGAACAGCCUCAUCGAGCAGAUCGCCGCCGCCGAGCCAGAGUGGAUGGCCAAGCUCAUGGAGGAAGAGAUGAUCCAGUAAUGUGUCAACACGUUGUAACGAUUUUUCAAAUAAAGCCCAAAUAUUUAUCAAA